CCCCAAUUUAGACUUUGACAAGGAGCACUUCAGCCAAGCCCUUCUUCCUCCUUUGCUGCAAAGAAACCAAAUUCGAAUUGUACACGUGUCCAAUGUGAGAGAAAAAUACAUGGCAACUAAGAUAGGAAAGGAAUGCACAGAAAAUAAAGAAAUCAGGAUUUGAAAAUGAGGUUCUGGAGUCAAAAACGCCAUAAAGUCACCGACUUGGAUCCUCAAUUUUAUGACGCUUCCCCCCAAAAUGGCCCUAAUAAAUCCAUCGUCACCAAAAGAUACUUGCUGUAUUCAACGCCCAUGCGAGUUAUCUACACCAUUAUCAUUUGCAUCCUCAUCGGUUUCGUGACCCCUUUGCUACUGAACCAAAAUUUCGAGUACUCUCCUCCUACCAAUCAAGUCACAGGAACUUGCCACAUCGAACUGGGGGUGAGGACAGCCUGCUUCCCGGAAACGGAUGAAAAUGUCACGGAGGCCAUGUGCCUGGAUCGAGGGUGUUGCUAUCAAGAACUCAACUUGGGCGCCAAUGCAUCCCUCUGCCACCACAGAAUACCGUCUUCCCACCUAUUGAACGUGACCCAACAGACAGCUGAAGUGGUCCAGCUCGUGAAUUCCUACGCAAAAGUGACCUGGCCAGACAAGAAAGUGGAGAAACCAGCGGUCAAAGCUCGACAAGUUUCACCCGGCCACGUGGGCAUCCUGUUCUUUGACGAGGAUAACCCGAUUGACCUGGGUUUGGGCGACAAUACGGAAUUUGAACAAGUUCAGCUGAGAUAUCAGGGUGACGAAAAUGACGACCAACGAUUGCGGUUCCAAGUCUCAAAAGACGAAAAAGUCUUGUUGGAUCUUAGUUAUGGACCUGUUAUCCUGGGCGCAACCUACUCCGAACUUUCGCUGUUAAUAGCUUCAUCUUUGGUUUACGGCUUAGGUGGUCACGAGUUCUCGUUUGAAGGCCAGCAUGUGUUCCAAACGCAAACUCUGUACAACACCGAGAAAAUGAUCUACCAUUCGCAUCCGUUCUUCAUGGGUCUGGAUGGCAAUCGUAACUUUUUUGGGGUUUAUGUGGAAUCUGAGACUCCUUUGACUAUUGAAGUUCUCCCGGGAUUGGACAACCUAAGACCAUUGAUUGUCUUCCACUCCAUGGGAGGAUAUAUUUGUUUGCAUAUAUAUGAAGGACCUAUGCCGAGAGACGUGAGCCGACAAUUGGCUGCUCACCUUGGACAACCUAAGUUGGCGCCCAAAUGGGCCUUAGGUUACCACAUUUGUCGCAAUACUGGCGGUAUCACUGAGUUUAAGGCUGCAGUGCAAGGAAUGGCUGAUGCGGGCAUUCCUUAUGACUCGGACUGCAUUGAUGAGAGCCUCUAUCCCACUGCAUUUCAACUGGGUAUCUCCUCUGCCAAUUUGGAGUCUGCCCUCACAAUUUUGACAGACAGUGACAAAAAGUUUCUUCCAAAGCAGAAUCCCAUGGUUUUAGUCGGGGGUCCGUUUCACACUGGAGAAAGCUUCAUUAUGUGGAAUGUUACCGAGGAGUAUCAAGGCAUGUUUGGAGAAGAUGACAUGGUUGUACUCCCAGAUUUUAGUCAUCCCGAUGUCGCAUCUUGGUGGACCACAUCUUUUGAGUCCAUGCAGAGCAAGCUGAGCGUGGAGGUUAGUGGCAUGACUUUGGCACACAACAGCCCCCUCAUUGAGACUGAUCCUUUUGACUUUGAUUGUGAUUUGGAGGAACUGUUUUUCAUCCCGAGGGAGCUGAAUGCCACGAUUGAUACGUAUUCUGUUUGUCCCACUGCUGAGCACUUCGAAGGGUCUCAUCUCACUCAACACCCUCAAUACCCCUCAGAUCAUAUGACUUUGGCGGACGUUCCAAAUACCUACAGCUUUUCGGAGUACUCGUCUCCUGGCCUUUCCGCUCAUGGAGGUGUGAUUGCUUCCUCAAUGCAUCCAACAUGGUCCAAUAUGAGGGCCAGUCUCAAAGAAGUUUUGGAAUUGGGUCUAGCUGGGAACCCUGUGGUUGCCAUGAAUCCCUGUGGUGUUCUGGGGGCCGUCCCUUUGAACACAUCAAUGAUCCUGGAUCAGAUUUGCUUACGGUGGUACCAAAUGGCAUCACUGAUGCCAGCCAUGUACAGCUUUUAUGGCAAUGAAAAGAUGAACCGACUGCCAUACAAGUUCAUUGGAUCAUACAGAGAUUGGAUCCAACACUCCAUCGAGCAGAGAUAUAAGCUCAUGCCCUAUUUUCAUACCUUGGCCCAUGAGGGUGCCACUGCCGGGGCUCCCAUAGUUCGUCCUCUCUUCUACGAAUUCCCGGACGACCCAAACACCUUGAGGAACUACGAGCAGUUCAUGGUGGGCAAUGGCAUCCUCGUCAGCCCUAUGAUGGAACUGGCUACGACUCAAUUACUGGCCUAUAUCCCAUAUGGAACCUGGUUUGGUUUGUGGUCUGGGCAAAAGUUCCAAGGCAUUGGCGAUUGGACUUUACUUGAAGACAAACCUUUCCAAAUCACAUCACACCUCAGAGCAGGGACCAUAAUUCCUGGAUUGGAAGAUCCUUAUAUGAAUGUGGAAGAAAGUUACCUUCAGAGUAACUACAGCCUGAUAGUCGGCCUUGGAUGCGACAAAUCCCCUCGAAGUGUUCAAUGUACGGCUACAGGUACCAUGUACAUUGACACCAUCGAUGUGUCAAUCACUUUUGAAGCCACUGCUGAUGAAAAAUCAGGUUCCCUAGUCAUAAAUCAAUCGAAUGCCGUCAGCGAAUGUUUGACCGGUGAAAUCACUACCAUUAGCAGUGUGAUCAUUUACGACGUGAGCCCUAAGCCCAAGAGUGUCAAGCUCUCUUACAUAGACACUGAUUUGGAUGUAAGCGACAAUCCCUUCAAUACCGGAUCAGAUUUGGGAAUUGCUUAUUACGAUGAGAGUGUGGGAAGACUUCAGAUUACGAGCAUUGACUUGAAUUGGUGUCUUGCAGACCACCUUCAACUGGAAUGGAUUUUCUGAACAUUUGUGUAGUAAUAUUCAAUGAAGUUGUGACAUUACAAAACUAUUCUAUUGUGUCU
This is a messenger RNA of Tigriopus californicus, 3038 nucleotides long. Its product is annotated as lysosomal alpha-glucosidase-like. The transcript has 4 exons. The record is from RefSeq and is a predicted model, not a curated record. NCBI's taxonomy places the organism in Eukaryota, Metazoa, Arthropoda, Copepoda, Harpacticoida, Harpacticidae. Gene Ontology annotation, biological process: carbohydrate metabolic process. Bases 166 to 2979 code for a protein of 937 amino acids. Gene Ontology annotation, molecular function: alpha-1,4-glucosidase activity.